UUCCUUUUUUGUCUUUGCAAACUUCCUUUUUUGUGGAUGAAUGAUGUUUCAGAAAGUUAUUAAGAAAAAAUGAAUUACGUAGGUGACGUAAGCAGCCAUUUAAUCAUUUGUGAUGAUACGUCAGCACUAGUACGAUGGGCAACAUCCGUACUCUGAAGUUAAACAUUUUUGUGGAGAGUAGUAUUGAGAUAGAUAACAUGUAAAGAAGUCAAUGUGAUUUACCCAUAGAAAGUAACCAUUCAAUUGACAAUCCUUGCCCACUUACGAUUUCUGUUAUAUGCCCUAUAUGUUGCUCAAAUAUGUUGUCACAUUACCUAGAGUAUCUCUUGUUCAUUUAGAUGUCAAUGGACAAUGAAUAUGACACUAAUAUGGGUAAAAAUAUUUGACUCUCAAAAGAAGCUUGCUUUAUCAAUAUAGAUUAAACCUCACAUUCUAGACAUCAAUCAGUAUAGAUUUUCAUAAACCUAAUUAAGUAGACAAACAUUUCAGUCUUCCUCCAUCUGUAGAAUUACAAAAUCCAGUAAGGAUAUGAAUUUCAAUCAAAGCAUUCUCAACCACUCUGAAAUUUUCAAAUAAACAUAUUGCAAAGCAUUGCAAGUGAACUUAGAGCAUCCUUCAAGCCAAGUUUCUUUUAGACAUAAAAUGGUGUCAUCUACUCAUGUUUGUCAAUACACCCUUAUCUACCACUUAUGCUCAAACCCAAAAAACCAUGGCAUUGACACAAACCCUUGAGAGGAGAAGGGUAUAUUGUGUCUAAGACUCAAGAUGGUCAUUACGACAUGUAUAAGCAAUAUAAUAUUGACGAGGAUCUACAAAAAAUAGUAGAAAUUGGCCUCACAUCAUCGAAUUCAUUCGUUUGUUCUCUUAGGGAUUCAUUAGGAUGAAUUCUCUUUGUAUAGUAGUAGUCAUCACAAAGCUCUAUAAUAAAAAUUAUGACAAAUAUCAUUAUGCUAACUUAAAAUUGUGUAUUGUUUAAAUUAAAUAUUAAAAAAUUAUUGAUUAAAUGUUGACUACUUAGUUUUUGAAAUAAGUAGUUACUUAUUUACGAUCUCAUAAACAUAUAAUAAGAGACCAUAAAUAUGUUCAUAAAAAUAAUUAGUAAAGAACGUAACUUAAAAAUUUAAAAUAGUUAAGCAUAUGAUGAAUUAUUUGAUUAAGACGUGAAAUUUAUCCGGCCAAUAAUAAAGCUAGUUUGUGUUAAAAAGUAAAACUUGGAUGGACAAUGUGGACCGGCCCGGUCAUCUGCAAUCCUGGGCCUGACUGUAACGAUGAGCCCAUCCGCCCAGGACUUGCUCGCUCUUCACAAAUGGGCUUUUAUCGGUUUCUCUGGCGGGAAAGCUGGAGCGGUAUGGCGGGAACUGGGAAAAGAAGAACCGCAAGCAAAGAGAAAGAUGCGAAAGCGAAACCCAUGGCUUAAGCACUACAAACGAAACAAAUUGAAGUUUGAAGGAUUUGAACUUCUACUUCUGCUAGUCGUUCCUCUGUCUCUCGCUCAGACGCUCACUACGCCCAUUUCAGUCUCGUAUCUGCUUUAAUCCUACCCGCGCAGCUGCUUUGAAGAUGGGGAAGAGAAAGAAAUCUAGGGUUUCGCGUGAAGAAGAGGAAGUGGAAAUGGAAGAAGAACGGGUGGAGGAGGAGGAUGAGGAGGAGCAUCAAGAUGAUACGGAGAUGGCCGAUCAGUCCUCCGGCGACGAGCAGAGCCUCUACGAGGUUCUUGGUGUGCAGAAGACAGCAUCCCAGCAAGAGAUAAAGAAAGCAUACCAUAAAUUGGCUUUAAGACUCCAUCCAGAUAAGAAUCCUGGUGAUGAGGAAGCAAAAGAGAAGUUUCAGCAACUACAAAAGGUGAUAUCAAUCCUUGGGGAUGAGGAAAAACGCACACUUUAUGACCAAACUGGUUGCGUCGAUGAUGCAGACCUUGCAGGGGAUGUUGUCCAGAACUUGAGGGAAUUUUUCAGAGCUAUGUACAAAAAGGUUACUGAAGCUGAUAUUGAGGAGUUUCAAGCAAAUUACAGAGGAUCCGAUUCAGAGAAAAAUGAUCUGAUUGACCUUUAUAAGCAGUGCAAGGGUAAUAUGAACAGGCUCUUCUGUUCUAUGCUCUGCUCUGAACCUAAGCUUGAUUCUCACCGUUUCAAAGACAUUCUGGAUGAGGCGAUAUCUGCAGGAGAGCUGAAAGCCACGAAGGCCUACGAAAAAUGGGCAAAGAAGAUCUCUCGAAUGAAACCGCCUACAAGUCCCUUGAGAAGAAGGGGGAAGUCAUCAACAGAAGGGUCAGAAAGCAAUCUACUCGCGGUUAUAUCCCAGCGGCAAAGCCAGAGGAAAGAUCGAUUCGACUCUAUGUUCUCUUCUCUGGUCUCCAAAUAUGGUGGGGGUAGCGGCCCUGGCACAUCUUCGGAACCAACAGAUGAAGAAUUUGAAGCCACAAGGAAGAAACUUGAAAGCAGAAGGGCAUCCAAGAAGGCUGGGAGAAAGUAGUAGGACCAUGAUGUAGGAUGAUUUAGGUUUGGCUAAACCAUUCAGAUUGUCAUACUCAUACAGAUAUUGCUUGGUCAUGUUAAUUCCCAUAUCAGAUGCCUUCGAAAUGGUAACAUUAUGCUCAUUACUAGUUCGAACCUUGAGGCUACCAAUCUCGUAUAUAUAGAAAAUGUUCGUUUUCGACAUCAAAGAAAACACACCCUAUGAUUAUCGGGUUGGAUCCUUAUCCCUAAUAAUAGGUGGUUGUAAUAUUAUUGUCAUCAUUCAUCACCUCGAAGCUUUGUGCCUAAUUAUUAGAAAUUAGGAAUUUGGUGAUCACUAUGCCCCAUCUAAAGCAUAUCCAAACUCCAUCAUCAAUUUUCUUUUAGGUAUCCAAACCCACCAUUAUUAUUAAUAAUACUGGUGGGAAGGUGUGAUUUGAUGAUAAUCUGCUUUUUGGUCUCACAAUAAAGUGUUUUUUAAUUA
Linum trigynum is the source of this 2937-nucleotide messenger RNA. The record is from the annotation of a GenBank genome assembly. NCBI's taxonomy places the organism in Eukaryota, Viridiplantae, Streptophyta, Magnoliopsida, Malpighiales, Linaceae.